Phalaenopsis equestris is the source of this 1897-nucleotide messenger RNA. RefSeq names its product xylose isomerase. Gene Ontology annotation, biological process: carbohydrate metabolic process. Lineage: Eukaryota; Viridiplantae; Streptophyta; Magnoliopsida; Asparagales; Orchidaceae. The record is from RefSeq and is a predicted model, not a curated record. Gene Ontology annotation, molecular function: xylose isomerase activity. The coding region runs from base 144 to 1583 and encodes 479 amino acids. The transcript is spliced from 21 exons.
UUAUAAUGAGAAGGACCUCCGCCGUACCGUAGUGGUCGUUUCUUCUUCCUCUCGCUCUCUCUCUGCUUCCAUUCUCUCUCUAGCUGCUUCCCUCUUUCUCUCUCUGCUUCUGUCGCUGUGUUUGGGUUUGUGUGAUCAAGGAAAUGAAGCUUAUGGGAUUCCUUGCUACGCUUUUGAGCUUCAAUUUGGUCAUUUUUGCUGUUAUUGCUUCGCACCAGACUUGUCCAGCUGACAUUAGCGUCAAGUGUGGUGAUGGUUCGUCGAAUGAAUGGGAGGGAGAAUUCUUUCCUGGAAUUUCGAAAAUCAAAUACGAGGGUUCCAAUAGCAAAAACCCUCUUUCAUAUAAAUGGUAUAAUGCUGAUGAGGAGAUUCUUGGAAAGAAAAUGAAGGAUUGGCUGAGAUUUAGUGUUGCCUUUUGGCAUACAUUUCGUGGAACUGGAGCUGAUCCUUUUGGUGCUCCAACGAAAAAAUGGCCAUGGGAAGAUGGCACAGAUUCAGUAGAAAUGGCCAAAAGAAGAAUGAAGGCGAACUUCGAAUUCAUUAACAAGUUAGGUGUUGAAAGAUGGUGCUUUCAUGACAGAGAUAUUGCACCUGAUGGGAAGACACUUGCAGAAACUAAUGCAAAUUUGGAUGAAGUAAUUGCCCUUGCGAAGCAACUUCAGAAGGGAAAUAAUAUCCGGCCGUUAUGGGGCACAGCGCAACUUUUCAUGCACCCUCGUUACUUGCAUGGUGCUGCCACGAGCUCUGAGGUUGGAGUUUAUGCUUUUGCUGCAGCUCAAGUCAAGAAAGCCAUGGAGGUCACACACUAUCUUGGAGGAGAAAAUUAUGUUUUUUGGGGUGGUCGAGAAGGGUAUCAAACUCUCUUGAACACUGAUAUGAAAAGAGAACUUGACCACUUGGCAAAUUUUCUUCAAGCUGCUGUUGAUUGGAAGAAGAAGAUCGGUUUUACCGGCACUCUGUUGAUAGAACCAAAACCUCAAGAACCAACCAAACACCAGUAUGAUUGGGAUGCUGCUACCACAUAUGCUUUUCUACAGAAGUAUAGUCUUGAAGGAGAGUUUAAAUUAAACAUUGAAUGUAAUCAUGCUACUCUCUCUGGUCACAGCUGCUUUCAUGAACUUGAAACUGCGAGAAUAAAUGGAUUGCUGGGCAACAUUGAUGCUAACACUGGUGAUCCUCAGAUUGGAUGGGAUACUGAUCAGUUCCUUACAGACAUUGGAGAGGCCACUUUGGUCAUGCUAAGUGUGAUUAGAAAUGGAGGAUUGGCCCCUGGAGGUUUCAACUUUGAUGCUAAAUUGCGGAGAGAGAGUACUGAGGUGGAGGACAUUUUCCUCGCUCACAUUUCUGGUAUGGACACCUUGGCCCGUGGUCUCCGAAAUGCUGCCAAGCUCAUUGAGGAUGGUUCGCUUGCCGAGCUUGUGAGGAAACGAUAUCAGAGCUUUGACUCGGAAAUUGGUGCUGAAAUUGAGGCCGGAAAGGCCGACUUUGAGACGCUGGAGAAGAAGGCCAUGGAAUGGGGUGAACCUCAUGUGCCCUCUGGGAAGCAGGAACUUGCGGAGAUCAUUUUCCAGUCUGCUUUGUGAGAAUGGGGCGGGCUGAAAUAAUAAGAAGAAUGGUAUUUUCUAAUAAUAUCUUACUUGGAAUGAGAGUUGUGUAAAUGUGAAUGUUACACGGAGCUUCAUAUGUGGACCAUAACCCUUCUACAUAAAACAUGGAUCCAAAUAAAUGAUUAAUAAAUGAUUGCAUGAAAUUGACAACUAAGGGCCCAUCAAGUUUGAUUAGACAAAGUCUGGCCCAGCUGAGUUUGACAAUUUGGGUACUAAUUGUGUUCGAGCAGAUUUAGGACAAUACUGGAAGUUUGAAUUUAGCAUGGGUAAGAAAUUCGAAACAAUGCUAG